Rubroshorea leprosula is the source of this 1731-nucleotide messenger RNA. The record is from the annotation of a GenBank genome assembly. NCBI's taxonomy places the organism in Eukaryota, Viridiplantae, Streptophyta, Magnoliopsida, Malvales, Dipterocarpaceae.
GUUAUUCAUUAGUGGACAGCUUCAUAACGAAGGCCAAAAAAAGACAGCAUUAUUACUGAUGUUGACAGAGAGACGAUAGUUGGCCUAUUUUUAAAAAAAAAAGUGUGAGAAUUUUUGAAAGUACAUGGACGACGAUGAGAAUUUUAGCAAAGUUUGAGGAUUUUUUUCAUUUUAAGGUAACUGAUAACAUUAGAACACUCAACCCUUCGUAGGAUGCGGUCAUCCCACGACAAUCCUGCUUCCUCUUCGUUUUCAGCAUGGGUAAACAUAAUAGAGUUUGAAAGAAUGAAGCUCCGUAAAGGGAAUUUGGUGGAGGUCUUAAGGAAAGAACAUGAUCCAUGUGGCUCCUGGUUUCUGGCCAGCAUAGUUUCAGCAGAUGGGGAUAACUUUAUUGUUAGGUUCAAAUCACUUAUGGACCCUGAGGGAAAAGAAAUCGUGGAGAAGGUGCAUGAGAGGUAUCUUAGACCCCUGCCUCCAGAUGCGAAGGGGCAGACAUGGACAGUUGGAGAUAUGGUUGAAGUGUUUGAUGCUCGAUGUUGGAGGGUAGGGAAGGUUGCUAAGGUGUUGCAGGAAAAUAAUCGGGUUGUUAUAAGGUUCCUUGGUUCCAUCAAACUUAAAGAAUUUGAUGUCUCUAAUCUAAGGAUUAGACAGGUUUGGUGUGACAAUGAGUGGAAGAUGAUUAGAAAGGUUAUUCAAGAAAAGCAAUUUUCCAACAGUUUUAGACCAAAUAAUUCACAUUUUGCUCCGGGCUUGCUUUCCAGAACUCCAUCGGAAAUUAGGUGCAGAGAUUUUGAUAUAAGAGAGGAGGAUGGAGAAGGGCACUUUAAGUAUUGGCCUGACCAUGACGAAAACUCUCUAGAUGUACUGAUUAGAGGAAGCUGCAAGAAAAGGAAAUCACUUCCUUGUUCUAGAGGUUGUGAGAGACGUUCUCGGAGAAACAUUGCUUUAUUUAAGCAGGUCAAUGACACUUCUUACUCACAUAUAAGAGUUGAAGAAAAAUUCAUUCAGAAAUCAAUUGAAAAUAACAACAGGGUCGAUAAAGCAACGCUUCGCUGCUUAGAUGAUUCUUGUAGGCCUCUUUGGUCCACUGAAGAUAGCAACCAAUGCUCUGUUGCUAGCUGCAGCGGUAACAAUAUUGCUGAUUAUCCCAUCUUCAUUUCCCAUAAAUCACUGGAAAUUUCACCAGAUAAUUCAGAAGCCGAGUCAGCAUUUCCUUCUAUGUCUUAUAAAAGAGGAUUAGGAUCGUUUCCUGUACAGAAACUGAAGGUAAACAUUCAUGAACUAGAGCUUCAUGCUUAUAAGUCAACAAUGGAGGCAAUGUAUGCUUUAGGUCCUUUAAGUUGGGACCAAGAGUCCCUCCUAACUAAUCUCCGACUGUCCCUCAACAUUUCGGAUGAGGAACAUCUAUUCCAGAUAAGGCACCUACUGUCCACUCAAGUUUUGUGAUAAUGUCUGGAAUUUGAUUGCUUUGAGGCUCAAAACAUUGUUGGAGUUCUUGUUAGUUACAAAUCCGAGCAACUUAAAGGUUACUCUGGUAGCUCCUUUUUAAGAUUCUUGAGUAUAUAUAGAUAUAGACUCUUCUGAGUAAUUGAAUUUCAGCUCUUCAAGCUUAGAUUCAGUGGAGAAACCCAUAGAAUAAUUUUCUUUCUGCAGAAUACACUUGUUUUUUAGGACUUUUUGUAUGAAAAAAAUAUUGUGGAGGCUGAAUUAUAUUAAAUUGCAUAACUUAAA